Molecule: messenger RNA, 280 nt
Organism: Staurois parvus
Lineage: Eukaryota; Metazoa; Chordata; Amphibia; Anura; Ranidae
Source: the annotation of a GenBank genome assembly
GUCCAGGGGCGGACUGACCAUUUGGAAACUCGGGCACUGCCCGAGGGCCCGGGGUCAGUAGGGGGCCCCAUGAGAUGCCCCUGGUACCUUUUUCAUAGGCUUUUUGUGAGUUUGGGCAAGGACACAGGGGCCCCAUGAUCCCCUAUUGCCCGGGGGCCCCAUGAGUUGUCAGUCCGCCCCUGAUGUGCAGCCUCAUCAGUGUCCACAUCAGUGCCCCAUAAGUGCAGUCUUAUCGGUGUAGUCUACUCAGUGCUCUAUCAGUGCAGCCUCAUCAGUGCCC